This is a messenger RNA of Juglans regia (Persian walnut), 1191 nucleotides long. RefSeq lists its product as uncharacterized. The transcript has 2 exons. The record is from RefSeq and is a predicted model, not a curated record. NCBI's taxonomy places the organism in Eukaryota, Viridiplantae, Streptophyta, Magnoliopsida, Fagales, Juglandaceae. Bases 1 to 1191 code for a protein of 396 amino acids.
AUGUUGGUUGCCAAAUUACCUCGUGAGCCUCACACCUUUGCCCAAGCUGUGUCAGAUCCUAAAUGGAUUGCUACUAUGGAAAAUGAGUUCCAGGUCUUGCAGGAAAAUGGAACUUGGUCCCUCUUUCCAAGACCACAAGAUAGAAAUGUCAUAAGAAAUACAUGGGUAUUUAAGAUAAAGCAAAAGCCUGAUAGCACCAUGGAAAGGUUAACUCAAUCCCUUCUUAACCUUGGAUUUAUAGGUUCCUUGGUUGACACCUCAUUGUUUAUGCUUCAACAAUUUGAUGUUCAUAUCUUUAUUCUAAUUUAUGUGGAUGAUAUUAUUGUCACACUCACUCAUUUAACAAGGAUUACUGAGUUAAUUGGCAGUCUACAAACUGAGUUUAAAAUGAAAGAUCUUGGUGACUUGUCCUACUUCCUUGGCAUCCAUGUUCAUCAAGAUGACAAACGGAUUCAUCUUAAUCAAGCCAAAUACAUUGUAGAUUUGCUAGGCAGAGUAAAUAUGGUCAGGGCUAAAGCUUAUACUACACCUUGUACAUCACCUAAGAAACUCACCAAGUUUGAUGGGGAUCCACUACCUGAUCUAACACAAUUCAGACAUAUAGUUAAGGCUUUGCAGUAUUGUACAUUGACAAAACCUGAUAUAUCUUACUCUGUCAAUCAACUAUGUCAAUUUAUGCAUUGUCCUACUACUGCACAUUUCACUGCAGCCAAACGUGUAUUGAGAUACUUGAAGGGUACAACAGACUUUGGACUCUACCUUACACUGGGACCACUUCAUUUAGAAGCCUUUUGUGAUUCAGAUUGGGCAGUAGAUCCAGCUGACCGCAGGUCUACCAGUGGCUACAGUGUUUUCCUUGGCCAAAAUCUAAUUUCUUGGCAAGCUAAUAAACAACCUGUGGUGUCUAGGUCAAGCAUAGAGGCAAAAUAUCUCUCUAUGGCUAUUGCAACAAUUGAAUUAUAUUGGUUAAGGAUGCUAUUAAAGGAAUUACAAAUCAAUGUAACUGCUCCUCCUCACCUAUGGUGUGACAAUUUGGGUGCUACUGCAUUAGCUUAUAACCUAAUUUUUCAUGCAAGAAUUAAACAUAUUGAAGUUGAUUAUCAUUUCAUUAGGGAGAAGGUUUUUCACAAGGAUAUUGUAAUUAAUUACAUUUCCACUAAUAAUCAGUGUGCUGAUAUUUUUACCCCAUGA